AUGGCAAAGCUUAAUUUCCUUCUUCUGGCUGGAUGGGCGGCCAAGUUGGCAGCCGCUAAGGAUGUCUACCUGGAUUGGAACAUCACUUGGGUCAAUGCCUCCCCGGAUGGAUUUGAGCGGCCUGUGAUUGGUAUCAAUGGUCAAUGGCCGUGUCCACAGAUUGAUGUCGACGUCGGUGAUCGACUGAUCGUAGAUGUGAACAACCAUCUCGGAAACCAAUCGACCGGUAUCCACUGGCAUGGAAUCCGCCAAUUUGGAACCGGUGUCAUGGACGGAGACAGCUCUGUUACCCAGUGUCCCAUCGCUCCGGGCAAGCACUUUCAGUACCAUUUCGACAUCAACCAAACCGGAACCUACUGGUAUCACUCGCACAACAUGGGCCAAUACCCCGAUGGUCUCCGUGGUGCUUUGAUUGUCCAUGAUCCUAAGCCCCCAUUCCAAUAUGACGAGGAGUUCACUCUUACUCUGAGCGAUUGGUAUCAUGACCAGAUGCCGGAUUUACUUGAGAAGUACCAAUCGACCCAAAAUGAGGCAGCUUUCCAUGGCAAUGAGCCACUUCCCAAUUCGGUACUCAUCAACGAUUCCAAAAACACGAAAAUCAAGGUCCAGCCAAACAAGACGUAUCUGGUACAUAUCAUUUGCAUUGGUAACUGGCCAGGCCACACUUGGGUAAUCGACGGACAUGAAAUGACUGUGGUCGAAGUGGACGGCAUAUACACCGAGCCUUACCCGGCCGGGGACAAGAAGCUUCGCGUUGCUACUGGACAGCGUAUGAGUGUUCUCAUCCACACCAAGAAAGAUGCCAGCAAGAACUUCGCCAUUUGGAACAGCAUGGAUGUUAACAUGAUGUUCAUCUAUGAGAACCGCGCAAUUCCAGCAAACUACAACCCCAAUGCCACUGCAUGGCUAGUGUAUGAUGAAGCAAAGCCCCUGCCUCCACCUCCUGUAAUUUACGAUUUGGAGCACUUUGUGGAUGAUGUUGCUUUUGUUCCCGCCGAUCACCAGGCUCUACUUCAACCCGUCAACCAUCAGAUCAUCUUGGAUGCAGCUUCUGCUGACAUUAACGGUGUCGCUCGCUUUACCCUUAACAACAAGACUUACAUCCCCCAGGAUGUGCCAACCCUAUACACUGCAAACACAGUGGGUCCCGAUUUUGCGUCCAACCCUGAUGUAUACGGAUCGGUCAAUCCAAUCAUAGUGAAGCAUAACGAAGUUGUUGAGAUCGUUAUCAAUAACCAUCACGACAACCUCCAUCCGUGGCACUUACACGGCCACCAGUUCCAGGUUCUGCAGCGAUCUGUUUCGGGUCUUUUUACCGGACAAUACUUCAAGAACGUCUCACAGACACCCAUUCGCCGUGAUACAAUCAUGGUUCAGCCUCAGGGACACACUGUCAUCCGAUUCCGAGCUGAUAACCCGGGUGUCUGGCUGCUCCACUGCCACAUCGAAUGGCAUGUCGAGGCUGGUUUGAUGGCAACUAUCAUUGAGGCCCCGGAAACUUUCCCUCAAUCCGUGAACCCUCCCCCUCAGAGCCACUAUGACGCGUGCGCAGCCUAUCCGGCUCCCUCGUCUGGAAAUGCUGCUGGCAAGAAAGGACUGGAUCUGUCAGGCGCAAAUACCGAGGUUUCAGACAAUGACCACGGCGCUACGUAUCAUGGACUAGCCAAGGCUGCCGCGCCUGCGACAAACACGAAACCAGCAGUUGUGGCACCUGCCGCUGCUGCACCGCCAGCUCCACAGACCACUAAGGCCAAAGGAUCUGAUGCUCAAAAGCCCGCUUCACAAGCUCCCGGCUCCAAAGGUUCUGCUCCCUAUGCCGCACCAGCUCCCCAUGCCGCUCCAGCUCCCCAUGCUGCUCCAGCUCCCCAUGCUGCUCCAGCUCCGCACGCUGCCCCGGCUCCCCAUGUCGCACCAGCUCCCCAUGUCGCACCGGCUCCCCAUGUCGCACCAGCUCCCCAUGUCGCACCAGCUCCCCAUGUCGCACCAGCUCCCCAUGCCGCACCAGCUCCCCAUGCUGCUCCAGCUCCGCACGCUGCCCCGGCUCCGGCUCCCCAUGUCGCACCAGCUCCCCAUGCUGCCCCAGUCCCCUAUGCACCUGCACCUGUUGGUCACCAUGCGCCAGCUCCUGCACCCCAAGUGGCCCCGGAGCAUCCUGCUCCCCACCCUGUGGAGUUAAUUCCUGUGUACCCACCCGCUCACGACGAGCCCAUUUACGCCCAUGAGCACGAUUCUAAGGGCCCAUGGCCUCAGCCUCACGUUGAUCAGAACCACGCCCAGAUUGGCGAUGGAAGUGAUGGCCGCCCGCCUAUCUAUGGACACACAGAGGAUACCAAGGGCCCGUGGCCUAACCCCCACAACGACCUGUCCCAAGCUCAAGUUCCUGGCGGACCGGACGGCAAGCCUAUCGUCGCUCACACAGAUGAUACCAAGGGUGACUGGCCUAAUGCCCACCAGAACAACGAAUAUGUCAAGGACGGUGAUGAAGUCAUUCAUCCUGCUCCUGACUCUGGGUAA
This is a messenger RNA of Penicillium verhagenii, 2514 nucleotides long. RefSeq names its product multicopper oxidase abr1 (gene abr1). Gene Ontology annotation, molecular function: copper ion binding; ferroxidase activity. The record is from RefSeq and is a predicted model, not a curated record. Gene Ontology annotation, biological process: cellular response to iron ion starvation; reductive iron assimilation. The transcript has 2 exons. Bases 1 to 2514 code for a protein of 837 amino acids. Lineage: Eukaryota; Fungi; Ascomycota; Eurotiomycetes; Eurotiales; Aspergillaceae. Gene Ontology annotation, cellular component: high-affinity iron permease complex.